Menidia menidia (Atlantic silverside) is the source of this 408-nucleotide messenger RNA. The record is from the annotation of a GenBank genome assembly. NCBI's taxonomy places the organism in Eukaryota, Metazoa, Chordata, Actinopteri, Atheriniformes, Atherinopsidae.
CUGUCGGGCCCACUCGGCCCCACUCGGGCCCACUCGGGCCCACUCGGGCCCCGUCGCAAGCUGGGGUCUGUGCUCCAACGCGCCUUCUACGGGUCCAGCGGGAAGCCUCUCCGCUUUCAGGUGACCCUUUUCGAACAGAGAAACUUUGCCGGCCGGCGGCUGGACCUGAGCUCCGACUGUCCCCGGAUCAGCGACAAGAACUUCCCAGAGAGAUGCAACUCGGUGCAGGUGGAGGGCGGAGCAUGGGUCGGCUUCGAGCAUGAGAACUACAGGGGCCGCCAGUACCUGUGGGACAUGGCCGACCGGGGGGAGUACAACUGCUACGACAAGUGGUGCGCGCAGGCCGACCACGUGUCCUCCGUCCGCCCUGUCAAACAGAACGACAACUACGAGUUAACGGCCGCCUAA